AUAAAUCAGUGUACUGCAACGUAUCGCCAACAAUGUUUCUUGCUCUCCCCUCCUCAUCCGCACUCUUCCUCCUGUGUAGUCUCUUCUUCCUCCUCCACUCCCAUCCCGUCGCCGCUAAUGAACUCCUCGGCCAACUUUGCGGCAACGGCAACUACACAGCCAACAGCACCUACAAGACCAACCUCGACAUCCUCCUCCUCUCUCUCACCUCCAGCGCCGCCGUCUCCGGUGGCUUCAACAGCACCACGAUCGGCCAGUUUCCCAACCAGAUCUAUGGUUUCACCCUAUGCCGUGAAGACGUCAACUCCUCCCUGUGCAUCUCCUGCCUCAAAACAGCUUCUGAUGGCAUCGUCAGCCUCUGCCCCUCUACGAUCGAAGCUGUCGUCUGGUACGAUUCAUGCCUCCUCCGCUAUUCCAACCAGCUUUCCCUAUCGCCAACAGAAUCGUCAAAGGAAAUAGUCGUGUGGGGUAACGACAUGACGACGGACGUUCCCCUGUUCGCGAACCUAGUGAACGAGCUUCUGAGUACUAUAGCCGAUUGGGCCGCGUACAACACGCCGAGGAUGUUCGCCACCGGGGAGGUGAAUUUCACGACGGAUUUUCCGACGAUAUACGGCCUGGUGCAGUGCAGGCCAGACCUGGGGGCAGACCGGUGCCAGCAGUGCCUUCAGGAGAUACUCAAUUUGAUACCGGCGUGGUUAGGUCAGAAGGCGGGGGGGAGGGUGUUACGGGUGGACUGCAAUUUUAGAUACGAGGUCUACAAGUUCUACGACGGGACAUCCAUCCGACAGCUUGGUUCGCCGACCGCUGGAGAGAAAGGUAACAAAAAGAAUGUAACAGGUCUGGUUCUUAAAAUUGCUGUACCUCUAGUGUCAUCAUCCUUGCUAAUCUGCGUUACCUACAUUUGCUUCUGGAAAAGAAGGAAGCCGGCAAAAAAUUUACUCUUAGAUGAGGACAACCUAGAGGAGAUCACACAUGCUGAGUCACUAUUACUUGAUCUAUCUAUGCUGAGAGCUGCGACCGCCAACUUCUCUGAAGAAAACAAACUUGGAGUAGGUGGUUUUGGUGCAGUUUACAAGGGAAAACUACCCAAUAGGCAAGAAUUUGCAGCAAAGAGGUUAUCAACGACUUCGAGGCAAGGACUAGCAGAGCUAAAAAAUGAACUAGUUUUAGUUGCUAAGCUCCGGCACAAAAAUCUUGUAAGGCUUCUGGGUGUUUGUUUGGAAGAACAAGAGAAGUUGCUUGUCUAUGAAUAUGUGCCUAAUAGAAGUCUGGAUACCAUUCUUUUUGAUCAUAUAAAACGGGAACAGCUACAUUGGGAAAGAAGGCACAAGAUCAUCCGUGGAAUUGCUAGAGGCCUCCAGUACCUACAUGAAGAUUCUCCACUAAAAAUAAUACAUCGGGAUUUAAAAGCCAGCAACAUAUUACUAGACGCAGACAUGAAUCCUAAGAUAUCUGAUUUUGGUUUGGCUAGGCUUUUUGGUGGAGACCAAAGUCAAAGCAUCACAACCCGAGUUGUUGGAACAUUUGGAUAUAUGGCACCAGAGUAUGUUAUGUAUGGGCAAUUUUCAAUCAAGUCAGAUGUAUACAGCUAUGGAGUGCUUGUUUUAGAGAUUAUAACAGGCAGGAAGAACAUUAGCUUCUCAAAUUCAGAAAGUGGCAAAUCUCUUCUGGCCUAUGUAUGGGAGCAAUGGAAAGGAACAGUUUUGGAGAUACUGGAUCCAUGUUUAGGCAAACAUUGCCCAACAACUGAAGUGUUAAGAUGCAUUCAGAUUGGACUAUUGUGUGUUCAGGAGAAUCCAACAGACAGACCCGACAUGUCAACAAUCGUUAUGAUGCUCUACAGCGAUCCUGUUUCCAUCGGAGCUCCUUCCAGACCAGCAUUUUGUAUUAGACAGAGUUUCAUGGAUUCAUAUACUCAUUCAAAUGAUAGGUUGAUACCGGUGUCAGUAAAUGAGGUGUCAAAUACGGAACUUGUACCUAGAUAA
Messenger RNA from Elaeis guineensis (African oil palm), 1988 nucleotides. Its product is annotated as cysteine-rich receptor-like protein kinase 6. Gene Ontology annotation, biological process: protein phosphorylation. Gene Ontology annotation, cellular component: plasma membrane. The record is from RefSeq and is a predicted model, not a curated record. Lineage: Eukaryota; Viridiplantae; Streptophyta; Magnoliopsida; Arecales; Arecaceae. Gene Ontology annotation, molecular function: ATP binding; protein serine/threonine kinase activity.